AUGAACGCGGCUUGGGUGGUGCACGUGUACCAGCACCCCGAGGCGUGUCUGCCGUACCUACUCCUCCACAGCGCCGCCUACGGCCGGUACCUCGCCGCCACGAACGUGCAGGCGCCGCAGGGCCACCACAGGCACCGCGUCGAGCAGCGGGGCUGCGACCAUCCGGAGGUGGAUCUAAUCCCUUGGCGGGCCAUCCGGACGGAAUCCGGAGACGAAGUCUACCUCGACCACUUCCACGGCGGCUGCCUCCGCGCCAACUGGAACACCGGCGUCAGCGUCAGCGUCGACGACCCCGACAACCCCAGCCCGACGACGCGCUGGGUUGUGGAGCCCAUCCCCGCCGCGCGGAGCAUGCCUCGCCUUCCACUUCCACGUCCGAUUGGGCUGCACGACGAGUUGCUGUUGCGGGAAAUCACGUACGUGUGGCCGAACGUCGAGGGGGCCCUCGUCAACCACGACGUGUUCUGCUUCAUGGGGAGGUCCGUGUUCCGGCUGAGGCACGAGCUGGCCCGGCGGCGGCUGGUGGACGUCUCUCAGCUCGCCAUGUGCCUCCCCACACGUUAUGGCCGUUUUUUCCCACUCGUCGUCGACCUGCCCCGCAACCAGGAGGCCCUCAUCGUCGUCGUCGACGUCGCGGGGACGCCUGGCCACGCGGCACUGCGGUACGCGGAUGUCGAUGCAUGGUAG
Molecule: messenger RNA, 687 nt
Organism: Triticum turgidum subsp. durum (durum wheat)
Lineage: Eukaryota; Viridiplantae; Streptophyta; Magnoliopsida; Poales; Poaceae
Source: the annotation of a GenBank genome assembly